Messenger RNA from Pungitius pungitius (ninespine stickleback), 1275 nucleotides. Its product is annotated as annexin A2-like. Gene Ontology annotation, cellular component: nucleus; plasma membrane; cytoplasm. The record is from RefSeq and is a predicted model, not a curated record. The transcript has 13 exons. Gene Ontology annotation, molecular function: protease binding; calcium channel activity; phospholipase A2 inhibitor activity. Lineage: Eukaryota; Metazoa; Chordata; Actinopteri; Perciformes; Gasterosteidae. Bases 99 to 1115 code for a protein of 338 amino acids.
UGCUGUACUUAAGCACCACACCCUAUCCUGUCCUGGAUCAUAACGGAGCUGCUGCUCGCUGACUCACUGCCUCUGCAUCUGUUAAAGGACGACUCAACAUGGCGAUGGUCUCUGAGUUCCUGGGUCAGCUGACACUUUCGUACGGAGCAGAGGUGGAGCCUAAAUUCCCCACCGUGGUGCCGGAACGAGACUUUGACCCGAGCAAAGACGCCACAAGGAUUGAGACAGCCAUCAAGACAAAAGGAGUAGACGAGCAGACCGUCAUCGAUAUUCUGACCCGACGCAGCACAGAGCAGCGCAGGGAGAUCGCCUUUGAGUACGAACGCAUCGCCAAGAAGGAUCUGAUGACGGCCCUGAAGGGGGCACUGUCCGGCCCUCUUGAAGCUCUGAUGUUGGGUUUGAUGAAGAGCACCGCUCAGUAUGACGCCUCCGAGCUCAAGGCCUCCAUGAAGGGACUUGGGACGGACGAGGAAGCUCUCAUUGAGAUUGUCUGCUCUAGAAACAACAAAGAACUGGAGGAGAUCAAGAAGGUUUACAAAGACAUGUUUAAGAAAGAUGUGGAGAAAGACAUAGCAGGAGACACAUCGGGAGAUUUCGCCAAACUGCUGCUGGCCCUGGUUCAGACAAAGAGAGAUGAACCUUCUAAUGUGGUCGACUAUGAGGAGAUUGACGAGGACGCCAGAUCUCUGUAUGAAGCUGGCGUGAAGAGGAAGGGAACUGACGUAGCUACCUGGAUCUCUAUCAUGUCUCAGAGAAGUGUCCCCCACCUGCAGAAAGUGUUCGAGAGGUAUAAGAGCUACAGUCCGUACGACAUUAAGGAGAGCAUCAGGAAGGAGGUGAAAGGAGACAUGGAGAAGUCCUUCCUUGCGCUGGUGGAGUGCUUUGAGAACAGACAGCUGUACUUCGCCAACAAACUCAAUGAUGCAAUGAAGGGUAAAGGAGCAAAGGAGAAGGUAGUGACCAGGAUCAUGGUCUCUCGCUGUGAGGUGGACCUCAUGAAGAUCAGAACAGAGUUCAAGAAGCAGCACAAAAGAUCUUUGUACCAGAUCAUCGCUGAGCACACUAAAGGAGACUACCAGAAUGCUCUUCUCAGCCUGUGCGGAGGAGACGACUGAAACCUCAUCUCUCUGGACUCUGAAGUUUCCCAGAAUACCUCUGGAUUUGUGAUUGGAUGACUGCAGUACUACUGCUUUUUGGUGUUUUCUUCUACAUUAAAGAAAUCAGCUGAAUCCCUCUAAGCAGCUUCAAGUGGAGAAAUAAAAACCAUCACCUGAU